This is a messenger RNA of Penicillium malachiteum, 1515 nucleotides long. RefSeq lists its product as uncharacterized. Lineage: Eukaryota; Fungi; Ascomycota; Eurotiomycetes; Eurotiales; Aspergillaceae. Gene Ontology annotation, cellular component: nucleus. Gene Ontology annotation, molecular function: RNA polymerase II cis-regulatory region sequence-specific DNA binding; DNA-binding transcription factor activity, RNA polymerase II-specific. The coding region runs from base 1 to 1515 and encodes 504 amino acids. Gene Ontology annotation, biological process: regulation of transcription by RNA polymerase II. The transcript has 2 exons. The record is from RefSeq and is a predicted model, not a curated record.
AUGUCAACUGACCAGCGGGAGCUCGAGUACAAUCAGCAUUCGGUACAAACUACCGGUGCCGAGGGAACUCUUCCAGCAAAUGCCUUGCAGUCUUACGGCGCCCCGGUCACAAACUGGGCGACAUCUAGAUUGUACCUGACGCAGCAACUCAUGAAUCCUCAGGCUCUCCGACACUCUGGAUACAGUAACGCGUGGGGUACGCCUUUCUCAGGACCAAGCGAACAACCCAGCAUGUCUCAUCCAGCACAAGCGUUUGCCCCUCAAACUUCUGAAUAUUCCUCUAUCUACUCUCCAUCUUCAAACUUUUCUACCAUGGUUCAUUCAUCAACAAUGGGUCGUCUCGGUUCCCAAGAGAUGAGAAGUGAAAUUGGUGCCAUUAUUUUUGGACGAGAUGAACGGAGUCUCUCUUCACCUUGGGUCGGCCAGCAGCACGUCCAGCACGUUCAACGACGACGUUCUAUUUAUCCUAUGAACAUGCAGCAAUCCAUACAACAGGAAGAAUCUGAUGGAAGUUCUCCAUCCAACCUGGUUACCUCUUUAUCACCUAUCUCAACCGCUUCCCCUAACUACCCCUCACACUCUUCAGAGGGCGCGCACUCGACUCCGAUGAGCAAUAUGGCUGAUGAAGCUUCCCCACUAACUACCGGCAGCUUGGGUGAGAUGACUGAGGAAGAUCAUCACACUGAUCCUCCCUACUCUCAACUUAUUUUCCAAGCCUUGAGUGAGGCUCCGGAUUUCAAACUACAGCUUCAAGAUAUCUAUGCCUGGUUUGAGAAAAACACAUCCAAGGGCAAGGAUCCUGCCUCAAAAGGAUGGCAAAACAGUAUCCGCCACAAUCUAUCGAUGAAUCAAGGAUUCUACGCUAUCAAGAAUGAAACUCGCGGCGGCAAGAGAACUAUGAGCUUUUGGAGUCUUACAGCGGAAGCUAUCAGAAAUGGUAAGGUGGAAUCUACCACCCGUUUCCGAAAGUCAGUUCCCAAAAAGUCUCAAUGCGCCGACUCGCCGACACGUCGUGGGGGAGGAAACCAGAAAGGAAAAGUGACCGGAAAAUGGACUGAAUUACGCCAGGCGAACCGGAGUCGCGAAAGACAAGCCCGCAAUUUAGUGGAGUCGCAAGCUCCCCAGCAACAGCAACAGCAGCAAGCCCCUGUGACAAUCGAUGAUCGGUACCCUCCACAGCCAGAGUCCAUUAAUGAUCGUUACAUUUCACAGCCCGAGCUACCGCCCUACCAGGGGUCUCCCAUGGCUUCUGAGCCCUACCCCCCGAGAGAAUCAGUUUCCUUCGGAUUUGAAACUGUGAGCAAUUGCAUUCCUUCCCCACAUGGCAGCAGCCCGGCCUUCAGUGAUCACAACCAGCCUAGUCCGGAGUGCUUGGCUGCAAUCCGGCAGCGGCAGGCACUGAGGGAGCAGAUGGGCCUGCAGCAGCAGUAUGUACGAAGUGGGUUUAAUCCUGGCCCCAAUAAUGGGUCCAUGGCAAGUUCGGUGACCCACUCGAACAUUCAAAAUGGAGUCUGA